Impatiens glandulifera is the source of this 567-nucleotide messenger RNA. RefSeq names its product mavicyanin-like. Gene Ontology annotation, molecular function: electron transfer activity. Gene Ontology annotation, cellular component: plasma membrane. NCBI's taxonomy places the organism in Eukaryota, Viridiplantae, Streptophyta, Magnoliopsida, Ericales, Balsaminaceae. Bases 1 to 567 code for a protein of 188 amino acids. The record is from RefSeq and is a predicted model, not a curated record. The transcript is spliced from 2 exons.
AUGGUGAACCAAAUCCUCCUCAUUCAUGUAGCUUUUGCAUUGUUUCUAGGGCUUACUAGCACAUGUCACGCAACCACAUACACCGUGGGCGACAACUCUGGAUGGGACAUUAGCACCGAUCUCGACACGUGGUCUGAGGGCAAACAAUUUGUUGUCGGUGAUUACUUAAAUUUUCAAUAUUCAUCCACCCACAGUGUUUGUGAAGUAGACAAAGACAGUUAUGAUGGGUGCAACACGACAGAUAUAUUACAAUCGAAUAGUGAUGGGAACACAACAAUUCCACUGUCUGAACCGGGUGACCGCUACUUCGUGUGCGGUAACCGCCUCCAUUGCUUUGGAGGCAUGAAGGUUCAAGUUCAUAUUGAGGCCAACAACACUCAGUCUUCCAUAUCGCCAACUAGCUCUCCAACAGGGCCAACAUCCCCAUCUUCCAAGAGUAACAAUCCACCAUUUGUGGUCUCUAACUCGGCCACGAUCACUGUUUCAGGCUUGUUGGUAACUAGAGGGAUGGGCCAUCUAGUGGUGGGACUAGUGAGUUUCUUGACUUCUUUCCUUUACAAUGGUUGA